Zonotrichia albicollis (white-throated sparrow) is the source of this 2970-nucleotide messenger RNA. Its product is annotated as serum amyloid A protein. The record is from RefSeq and is a predicted model, not a curated record. Lineage: Eukaryota; Metazoa; Chordata; Aves; Passeriformes; Passerellidae. Gene Ontology annotation, cellular component: extracellular region.
AGAACAUGGAGUCAGAUUCAUCAUUCCUUCCUGCCCCACAAAUACAAUAAUUCAGGAAAGCAGGGCUCAGGCUGUUCCCUGCUGGAGCCCCGAGCUGCACCUUUAUCUCAGCUCCAGCAUUGUUGUCACUGCUGCUGUCCUCCUUGCUGGACACCAGGGGAUGCACUCUGAGAUGUCCUAAAGAAUCCCUCUAGCACCUGCCUUCUUGCAAUUGUCCUCAUGUUUUGCAGAAAUGCAUUUUUUGUCCUCAUUGUCCUUCGUGUUGUGCAGAAAUGUUGGUUUGGAGAGAAUGUGAAAGAGUGUAAGAUUCAAAAUAUCCUCUACAGUCCAGAGUGUGUGAGCUCUUGUAGGGAAAGGGUUCCUUAGGUCAGUUUUGAGGGCAAUGCUUUGUUCCAAGUCCCUGGGCAAAGUGCCACAUGCCUGUACCCCAACUUACAGGAGUCAUUCUCCUUGUUUUGUAAAAACCAAAAAGGUGAUGGCCGGGGCUAUCUGUAGCCAGCAGAGAAGGAUUUGAGCUGCUGUGUACUGCAAGGGUGUGGAUCAUCAGGCUGUGAGCUGGGUUGUAGCAAAGCACAGCACUCCAGUCCCUGCAGUGGCUAAGCUGUUACACUGUUAAGUAUCAGCUUCAGGAGGACAAAAAUCUUUGUCCUUGUGCUUCGGGUUUAGAUUCUUGUUGCACAGUGUUCCAUUCUGAGAUACAUCAUGCUACAGAGUAUUGUCCUGCUUCAGGUUAUGGAAAAUGUCUCUGCUCCCCUUAAGCUAAUUUUUUUUCGACUGAAGUCCAGUGACACCCAAUAACAGUUACUGUUGACACUUAUAUUAACUUUAUUGCACCUCUUCCAACUCAUGCCUGUGCCCUGCAGCUCCAGGAGCAAAUUGUUCCCAGUAGCAGAGUUGUGUGUGGGGCAGCUGCCCUUCACUCUUCAGAGGGGCACCUGAAGGGCUCUCCUGGACUCACCAAAUCAUGUACAAGGGCACACAAUGGGGACACCUCCUGCACACUCACUCGAGUGCAACUGCACUCAGCCCUGGAGUUUUCUGCAGGGGAAAGGGUUGUGUCAAGCUGUUAACCAAGGGGAGUGAGCAGGCUUUAAGCAGGGAGAGCACAGUGGGUACUUAAACAGUGAACCAUGCCAAUAGGGCCAGACAGUUGAUUUAAAGUCUAGCAGAAUUGUGGCUGUAUGGAUCUGAAUUAAGUCAAAUAUUUACUGCUACUUCCAAAAUUUUCCACCUGAGCCCCAUGGAGCUGCUGUUGCAGCAAGGUAGCUGGAGACCCUUGAGAGGGGCCUGUAAGAGCAAGCCAAGGCAAAAUGAACCAUUCAGAGCCUCUCGAUGGUCUGUGUGUCUGUGCUAUCUUAGAUCAGCAGGGAUGUAGGUGUAUAUGCUUUGCUUUGCAAUGGAGUUAAGAGCAACACUUCACAUUUUCCAUUUCAUUCACUCUGGAAUUCAUCUGGCAAUCCCAGCACGCAUGGGAAUUUCACUUAGCAGUUUAUGCAACCCUUCUGGUAACAUUCCUUGUGCACAGACACAGACCUGGCCUCAUGCUGCAAUGUGCAGGCAGUCAGGCACCUUCUCCUCCCAGCUCUGUUCAGUCCAAGAUCCAAACAUAAGCAUCACCCUUAAGAUACCAGUAACACUUGAAGCACAUGGAACUCUUCAGCCUUUAAGGCAGUUUGUCAGUCUGGUUGUUAUGAGGAGCAAAUAGUCCCAAAGACAACUGAAGAAGUGUCGUAAAAGAAGCGCCUCUAAAAGAUUGCGUAACAGGAGCUGUGGACUUUCAGUAAGGACAAGUUUCCAGUAAUGAUUUCUGUGUUGAAAGUUCUGGUGGGGAUUUCCCAGCCAUGGGUAUCCUUUCCAGUUUCCUCUUUUGAAGGGUUUGAAUUGCUUAUAAAUACCCUCUUUGAGUCUGAGAGCACACAAGACCAUCUCCAUCUCCUUUGGCUUUGCUGUUCUGCAGUGGUGAGUGACAUUCUGAAUUUGUGAGCUGUGUGCAGUGUUAUGAGCUGGUGUUUUGGGAGCAGAACCAAUGCUUUAGCAUGUGGGGCUUCUUUGUACUCAUGGCAGGAGCAGCAGGGAGUGCUAAAAUGCUGGUUUCUCUUGUGCACCUGCUUUUGUUGUGGAGCUUGUGGUUGCACAGAGGGCACCACUCCUUGCAGGGGGAGAAGGGGGUCCUGGGUGAGCCCUCAGCACUGAGGCAGCAGCCCAGACAGAGCUGGGGGUGUGGUGGGUUCUCAGUGGUGCUCCAGAACUGCUCAUCUCUCUCACUGUCUCCCAGCUCCCUGCCAGGCUUGGCCAGGAACCAUGAGGCUCUGGGUCUGCAUCGUGUUGCUCUCCGUUGUUCUGUGUGUGAGUGCUGAGAGACCAAGGAUAGUCCGAGGAGUAGCCCAGGCCGGAAAAUUUGCCCGGGAUGCAGUGGGAGGAGCAUGGGAUAUGUACAGAGCAUACAGGGACAUGCGUGAGGCGAAUUACAGAGGUGCUGACAAGUAUUUCCAUGCCCGUGGGAAUUAUGAUGCUGCCCGGAGAGGACCUGGUGGUGCUUGGGCAGCGAGAGUGAUCAGCGACGCCCGGGAGGGCUGGCAGAGCGGCGUGAGCGGCAGAGGCGCCGAGGACACCCGGCAGGACCAGGAGGCGAACAGAUGGGGCCGGAGCGGCGGGGACCCGAACCGCUACCGGCCCAAGGGGCUGCCCAGGAAGUACUAGCGCUGUACUCCGCUCCUGCCACACCUCGCUUUGUACUGCACAAUAAAGGAAUCCUCCUGAGAACUGUCCCUUUCUCUGCGAGCGUCCAUCCUCCCGGGGCGCUGGACUGGGGGGGCGGCCGUGUCGGUGUCGGGGCAUCAAUGGGGCUGCCAAAGGGACCCCAUUGGGACCCUCGGGGUGCCGCUCCCCGCCGAGGGAAGGCCCUGGGCGGGUGGGUCUCGGUGCGAUCCCGGCGCGAUCCCAGCACGACCCCGGCAUGGUCCCGGCGCC